AUGUGCUACCAAGUCGUUGAGUUAUACUCGGCAUGCAAGUGCCUGUACUACAAGCACGCCGUCGACCGAUGUGUUUCCUAUGGACGCAAGGGCCAUUACACGGAGCAGCGAACCAUCUACGUGGGAUACGCUUGCGCCGUCCACACAUCAAGCUACAGCCAACCGUCUGGCAACUACUCAUACUCAGACUCUGGCUAUUACAGCGGCCGGUCACACACGAGCUAUCGGGUUUCUGAACUCGCUCAACCCAUCGCAGCUUUCGCUGUUGUUUGCGAGGUAGUCAUUGCCACCACUCCCUCUUCUCCCCCCUUUGGCCCAAUGCUACGAUGGGCUGGGGGGGAAGGGAUUGACGAAAUUGUCGGACCGCACGCUCACAUUGGCCCGCACGAAUAA
Messenger RNA from Clonostachys byssicola, 393 nucleotides. The record is from the annotation of a GenBank genome assembly. NCBI's taxonomy places the organism in Eukaryota, Fungi, Ascomycota, Sordariomycetes, Hypocreales, Bionectriaceae.